Molecule: messenger RNA, 1128 nt
Organism: Xiphophorus maculatus (southern platyfish)
Lineage: Eukaryota; Metazoa; Chordata; Actinopteri; Cyprinodontiformes; Poeciliidae
Product: myosin-7B-like
Exons: 12
Coding region: 1-1128 (375 amino acids)
Source: RefSeq, a predicted model, not a curated record
AUGGAUAUGAGUCUAAAGGAGUUACUAGCAGCCGUCUUCCAAAGCCUACCUGUGUCCACAGAUCAUUUUGUGAAGGAAUUCCUUCACGUUCUCCACCAGGAUUUGUUUCCCUGCGUGGUUCCUGUGGGAGUGGCCGCUACGUUUAUGUCCGUCCUCUCUGCCGUCUUUGUGGCUUAUAGAUGGAACCGAACCCCAAAGUGCAGAUCCUCCGAAGUAGAUGAAGGUGAUGCAUCCUGCACUGUGGGAGCUAAAGAGACAGAGAGGACUCAUGCGAUGAAGACGAAUCCGAGAAGCCAGGUCUCCCUCGGUCAACUGCAGAGCGUCGUCACGACGACGUGGAUAAACAAACUGGAAGAACGUUUGAAACAAAGUGACAUCCUUCAAAAACAGCUGGAGAACGAACUGGAAACUGCAAGAAGAGAUCUGGAGGCGAUGAAGACGAAUCCGAGAAGCCAGGUCUCCCUCGGUCAACUGCAGAACGUCGUCACGACGACGUGGAUAAACAAACUGGAAGAACGUUUGAAACAAAGUGACAUUCUUCAAAAACAGCUGGAGAACGAACUGGAAACUGCAAGAAGAGAUCUGGAGACCAGCCAUCAGCAGACUGACAGAAAACUUUGUCAGAGAGAUGAAGAAGUGAAUAAGAUCACUGAGAAACUGAAGAACAUGACGGAGGAGCACAACAAGCAGCAGAGCUUGCUACAAGAAUCCAAGCGUGAAGCCGAGUCUCUGAUCAAGGAGAACCAGGAGUUAGAGAAAAAACUGACUGAAGUUAGGAAAGACGACGUGAAGCAGCCUGAGGCUGAAGUCCUGCAGCAGCUGAAGUCUGAACAGCUAAAGAGAGAAAAGGCUGAAAAAUCCCUGCAAGAGCUGAAAACAGAGCUGGACACCAAAAACCAAAAGCUGGAGAGUUUAUCAAAAAAGGUUGAAAUUCUCCAUGAGAUGAUGAAGAAGACAGAAGAGUCUCAGCAGGUGUUGAUGAAGGAGCUGGAAAACCAUAAAAACCAGAAAAACCCGGAUCCUGAUCAAUCUGCAGCCGUUGAGGAGUUAAAAGUGGAGAACAUGACGUCAGAGAUAACGGAGCUCCGCAAAGAGGCAAAACAUGUUAUAGUCUUUAUAUUCUGUUGA